Hypanus sabinus (Atlantic stingray) is the source of this 6472-nucleotide messenger RNA. Its product is annotated as lysine-specific demethylase 4A-like. Gene Ontology annotation, biological process: chromatin remodeling. Gene Ontology annotation, cellular component: nucleus. The record is from RefSeq and is a predicted model, not a curated record. NCBI's taxonomy places the organism in Eukaryota, Metazoa, Chordata, Chondrichthyes, Myliobatiformes, Dasyatidae. The transcript is spliced from 22 exons. The coding region runs from base 315 to 3470 and encodes 1051 amino acids. Gene Ontology annotation, molecular function: histone H3K9 demethylase activity; histone H3K36 demethylase activity.
UUGACGCCAAGUGCCAUCGGGGACGGCAGAGGGGGAAAAAAAGCGGGGGGCCGCUUGCUGCUUCUCGGUGGAGCGGGGCCCGCGGGAGAGGCCUGGGACUCGGCUGCGAUCGGGAUCACGGCCCCGUGCUCGAGCCGCCGCGGCGGGAGGUGACAGCUUCUAACAAUAGGAGGAGGGCCGCGUACGGGCCUGCUCCUCGCCCCUCCCCCCUCAGCGGGCCCGUCCGCUCCGUCCACCCCGCCCCCAGUGCCGCGGCCACAAAGCGGGUUAAAGAGCCCCGGGCGCCGGAGUCGCGAUCAUUGAAGUUGGCAAACAUGGCAUCAGAAUCAGGAAUGCCCAAUCCUAAUUCUCGGAUAAUGACUUUUUAUCCCACAAUGGAAGAAUUCCAAAACUUCAGCCGUUAUAUUGCGUAUAUAGAAACGCAAGGUGCUCAUCGCGCUGGACUUGCAAAGGUUGUCCCACCAAAAGAAUGGAAGCCUUGUAGAAGCUAUGAUGACAUUGACGAUCUGGUGAUUCCAUCACCUAUUCAACAAGUGGUAACAGGCCAGUCAGGCCUCUUUACACAGUACAAUAUUCAGAAGAAGCCAAUCACUGUGCGGGAAUUCCGAAAAAUAGCUAACAGUGACAAAUACUGCACUCCUCGAUAUACGGACUUUGAUGAUCUUGAGCGAAAGUAUUGGAAAAAUCUCACAUUCAACCCACCAAUUUAUGGUGCAGAUGUCAAUGGUACACUAUAUGAUGAGGAUGUGAUUGAAUGGAAUAUUGGGCAUUUAAACACCAUCCUGGAUGUAGUAGAAAAAGAAAGUGGCAUCACCAUUGAAGGUGUCAAUACUCCUUACCUUUAUUUUGGAAUGUGGAAAACCACCUUUGCUUGGCACACAGAGGACAUGGAUCUCUACAGCAUUAACUACCUGCACUUUGGUGAACCGAAGUCCUGGUAUACUGUUCCUCCAGAACAUGGAAAGCGACUGGAGCGCUUGGCUAAAGGCUUUUUCCCAGGAAGCGCUCAAAGCUGUGAAGCAUUUCUGCGUCAUAAGAUGACUCUGAUAUCUCCUUCUAUACUCAAGAAAUAUGGAAUUCCCUUUGACAGGGUGACCCAGGAGGCAGGGGAUUUCAUGAUCACGUUCCCCUAUGGUUACCACGCAGGAUUUAAUCAUGGUUUUAACUGCGCUGAAUCUACAAACUUUGCGUCGCUUCGAUGGAUAGAUUAUGGGAAGCAUGCUGUCUUGUGCUCAUGCAGGAAGGAUAUGGUAAAGAUUUCGAUGGAUGUUUUUGUGCGCAAGUUUCAGCCUGAAAGGUACAAGUUGUGGAAAGUGGGUAAAGACACAACUUGUAUUGACCACACACAAGCCACUCGAGAAGCAGUUGAAUUUUAUGAGGGAUUAAAGAACGCAGCCACAAAGACCUUGAAUGACGAAGAUGCUGAUGCAGCUGAAGUAGAAGCGAAUAAAACGGAAAGAAAAGUGUGCAUCACACAAAAAGACACUGCUGAAACAAAAAGCCCAAUAAAGCAUCGAAUAGGAACAAAGAGACACAAGGUUUGUCUGGAGUUGCCAGAAGAGAUGAAUAACAAUGCUACGAUCCUCAAAGAUGAUGAUGCCAUUAAUCCUGUAAUACAUGGUAAUAGUGAAGAGUAUAAAGGGAAGCUGCAGAAGGAAGAGGAAUACUGUGAACUUAAAACUAGUGAUGCCAGUCCUAAUAUUCCAGUUAAGCUUGAAAAUGCUGCACAAGAAGAGAAGUUGAGACUGAAGCCAACUUUGUCCUCCUCAGCAGACAAUGCUGUUACUGUGUUAAACUUCUCUGUGGCGGCUCAUUCUCAAAAUACUUCCACUUCUGUGAAAUCCUCAGACUCCAGCUCAUCCGACUCCGAAACCACAAGCAGUCAGAGCUCAAGUCAAGAGAGUGCUGCUGAAGACUCUGAUAAUAGUCCAGAUUGGGGUGAACCAGCUAAAACCAAUGUUGGAACUAGUCUCAAUGAACAAGACCUUGCAGAGAUGGCAGAGCAAUAUAUGAAGGAAAUGAAAUCCAAGAAGAAGGCGAAAAGUCGACGUCAACCUCUCAGUAAACCACCACGGCACCAUCCCCUUUCUGUUGUAAAGGACUGUGUCAGUGAUGAAGAAAUGCCAGACCUGUUGGCAGUAGAAGAUGACCCAAUGGAGUCAGAACCGUGGGCUAAACCACUUGCUCAUCUUUGGCAAAAUCGUCCCCAGAAUUUUCUCGCAGAACGAGAGUACAACAGUACGUUGGCACAGCUUGUACCACACUGUUCCAUUUGUGCCCUCUUCCAGUUAAACCAGGUGGACUGUCAGGAGAGUCAUACUUUCAGAAACAAAACCCAACAUUUGGAUGCAAGUGUACUCAGAAGCAAAGCGAAAACUAAGCCUUUGGUUCCGGAGAUGUGCUUCACAUCUGGAAGUGACCACGUUGAUCUCAGCCUUCCCACAUCUUACAUUGAGGAAGAUGGAACAAGCACCCUAAUUACAUGUGCAAAGUGCUGUGUAUGUGUUCACGCAAGCUGUUAUGGAGUCGCUCCUGAAAAAAUAACCGAUGACUGGAUCUGUUCAAGAUGUUCUGCUAAUGCUUUAUCAGAAGAUUGCUGUCUCUGUACCCUUCGGGGAGGAGCUCUUCAGAAAACCACCGACAACAGGUGGGUACACCUAAUGUGUGCUGUUGCAGUGCAGGAGGUUCGGUUUGUGAAUGUCGCAGAACGCAGUCCUGUGGAUGUCAGCCCAAUACCACCACUUCGCUGGAAGCUGAAAUGCUUCUACUGUAAAAAGAGAAUGAAAAAGACUGGUGGUUGCUGUGUGCAGUGCUCCCAUGGUCGUUGCCCCACUUCUUUUCAUGUGACCUGUGCCUAUGCUGCUGGAGUCAUCAUGCAACCUGAUGACUGGCCGUAUGUAGUCUUCAUCACCUGCUGUAGGCACAAGACACCCAGUCAAGCAGAGCGUUCUAAAUCAGCUUUGAAUGAGAUUGAAGUUGGGCAGAAGGUCAUCUCAAAACACAAAAAUGGGCGCUUUUACCAAUGUGAGGUAGUUGGAUUGAGUAAAGAAACCUUCUAUGAAGUGAAUUUCGAUGAUGGUUCCUUCAGUGACAACUUGUAUCCAGAGGACAUUGUGAGUCGUGAUUGUCUUCGAUUGGGACCCCCUGCAGAAGGAGAAGUGGUACAAGUCAGAUGGACUGAUGGACUAGUAUAUGGAGCCCAAUUUGUAGCAUCACACGUUAUACAGCUCUACCAGGUGGAGUUUGAAGAUGCUUCUCAACUAAUGGUUAAAAGGGAGGAUGUGUACACUCUAAAUGAGGAACUUCCCAAAAAAGUCAAAUCUAGACUGUCUGUAGCAUCAGACAUGCGAUUCACUGGAAUAUUUACAGAAGAGGAAGUUGCUCAUGUGUCAAAGCGACAGCGAGUUUUGAACUCCAGGUAUCGUGGGGAUUAUGUUGAGCCCUCUCUGUACCGUACAAUUAUGGAGUGAUUCAGAAAUCGUUCAGAACUUCAUCUAUGGAAACUAAUUGGGACAAAUCUGGUUUUUGCACAUGGUUGUAUUGUAGAUAUGUGACUGCAUCUGAGUUCUAAUUUCUCUGGCAACAAAGCUACUCUGCAUUACUGAAGGUGCCUCACUAACAGCACUCCCUUGGAACUUGUAUCAAUUAUCUUGGGAUUUCAUCAAAGUUGUUCCUGCGCAUUCUUUGGCCUUGCAUCGGACUGCUGCAUUGUAUAGUGCAGAUUAAUCUGGAUCAAGAAGUGUCUUUAAUUGAGGCUUCAGUAGCUAGGAGUAGUAUUACAAAGAAUGUUUUGGGGUUAAAUUUCAACACUAACAUCCAUGUUCAGAAAGAGUAAAGUAUUUACCUUUUUAAUACUGCAGAUCACUAUUUGCUUAAUUUUCUUAACAUUAUCAGAAGGAAUUUAGUGCCCAACUAAUCUCUGAUACAUGUGUACAGUAAAGGCUGAUGCAUAGCUGAUUCACCAUAGCCAGGUAACCAAUCCCACUGUGGAAGCUAUGAUGAGUUCUAGAAAAUGUGAAUACAUUUUGACUAUAUUUAGCCCGAAACUAGGGUCAUGAUCGGUGCUUGGAGUUAAAACUCUUAUCUGUAUUUAUAGGGAAGCCUAAAACUUUAGGUUGAUUGGUAAUUAGACAAUUUUUUUUUAAAGAAAACAUUUCCCUUCUAGGUGUAGCAGUUUAUUUCAGUGUUCACCCUGGCAGUAAAUAGAAACUUGAGACCUUGAAUGGGGAAGUGUUGGUAAAGUAGCAAAUGAACUCUAGAAGGCCAUUGUGUAUUUUUAAAGAUAAAGCUGGAUUCAUUUUCAUUUCUUUCAUGACUUCCUAAUGAAUUUGUUCAUCAUAUGUGAACACUUGUGUAUUAGACUUCUGUGCAGUUUUAAUCUGUACUACAAAUUAUAUUUGUUUAUUCGAUGAUUAAUUUUUAUUGGAAUAUUCAUACUUAAUUACAUUGUAAAAUUUUCUUUAUUCUGUUGGUUUGGUGUAGACUGUUGGGACUGAUGUUGGACAAUGCACACAACAUUGCAAGUUUGGUCGUAUAAUCCAAACUGGUCUUUAAAAACUUAAGCAAUUGAUGCAACAGACCUUGAUGUAUUUUUGUGUUCUACAUAUUUGAAGUUGCAUCAAUACCAUCUGUUAUUGUGAUAACUUAACAGUAAAAGCAUGCUAAAUUUAAAUGUUGAAUUUAACUGUAAAAGGAAAGCAUAAUUUAAAUAAUUGUUUUUAUUUAAUUGUAUGUAUCCUGAAAAUCUUUCUUUCUUACUUUCCUAAUGGGGAAAGCGUGCAGUAGUAAGUAGCUGAGCUGCUCCCUUUUUUAAAGAAAAAUAGAAACCCCUUUGAAAAUCUUUGGUUUUGGCAAUUGGAAGUGUUUGUAUUUGAAAAUAUAAUUGAGAAGAAAUAAAUGGUGAUUUCAACUGUUCCAAUUAGCAAGUCUGAUUUUCACUUGUCCUCCCUAGAGACCAAUUGUUGUAAGGAGCAAUUUAAACUUUUUUUAUUUCAGAAUUGUGUAUAUGGCCUAGUUUGCUCUUGGUUUAUAAAUUCUAAUUUUUAGAAAAAUCACUUCCUAAAAAUGAAGAGUUGCCUGUUAAGGGAGAUGAAUUGUUUCAUGAAAUCCUUUUUGGAAACGUUUUGAAGUGACAGCCAUUCACGUAAUACAGUUUUUCUUCAAGGCACCUUGGUUGAUUGCACUUUUAUUUGUUCCAAUUUGAGAAUCUCAUUUUAGCUUUGCAAUGAGUUUACAGCUGUGGAAACACUUUAAUGUUUUCUGUAGUAUUUUAUCAUUCCCAUCUAUGAGAGUUUGGCUUUGUAGUUUCUAAUUUAUUGGAAUUCUGAUGAUUUUUUUUUGUCACUUGAUACCAUUUAUAAUAGGUUAUCAUCCAAUAUUGCUUCACACUGGAAAAUGUACAUUUAAUAAAACAUCAUCUAUCCGGUGCAAUUGGUUCUUUUAUGAAAUAAUGUGAAGUGAUUUUUGUUUGCAUUUUCUCUUCAAAGAAGUUAAAGUUGACAAAACCUUGUUCAAGGCCUGAAUAAGAGUUAAAAAUAUUUGCAGCCCAUUUGAACUAUCAAGAGCUCUACCUCCAAAGCACUUGCAUGUUUUACUCUGUUAUGGACUUCUAUCUUGAAUUACCUGCUAAUUGUCACUUUAAAGUCAUUUAAUUGGAUGCUGUAGGUAAAUGCAGUUAAUAACUCUGAUUUAAAUAAUUUUCCUUUUGUGACAUGUAUUGAUCAAUUUAGUUUGUGUUUUAAUAUGUUUGUUGAUUCCAAGACAACCAACUUCUCUGGGAAUCUUUUCUGUAUAUUAGUUACCUUAAAGGGGAAAAAUUGAGCAAACUUUAAUUUUAUCUACCCCAUAAUUAACUGCAAAAAUUUAACAGGUAGGUUAUUUCAAUUUUCUUUGUGUUACUUGGAAUUUUUCCCUCCCCACAAUAUUUUCUCCAAUCUCCAAACUCUGAAUAUAAUACGAAAUCUUGACUUCACUUUAUUUAGACAGAAAGAAAUUAAAAUAUUGUGUAUAUUUCUCAAUUCAGCAUUUUAUAUUUGAACCAUGAGCUCUUUAAAUGGUUGUUAUCCUUUUCUCCCAGCGAUGCUGAAGAAGCUGCACAUUGCAGACAAAGGUGGGUGCGUUUGUUGUCCAGUUUUCAAAUACUUUAAAGUACCACUGAUUAACAAAUAUUAUUUGAUUGUAAAAUAUUGCAACCUUCAGGGAGUGCUUUAAAAAGCAUCCAACUAAAAUUUCGUGGCAUCUUGCCUCUUUCUAAAAUAAUUGAACAGUUCUUCAAACCAUUAUGUCUCAUCUGAAUCUACAGUCUACACUACAACCAUCUCAGGAGUCUGUACAGCAAUUGAUUGUAUUGAUCUAUAAAAAUAACUGUAUUAGUUAAUGCAAACAUGAAGUUUAAAUGGCUUGCUGUGAUUGUUUAGGAAAAUAAGAACACAUUGAAAUGAUUUACAGUCAAUAAAUGUCUUUUUGUCUUUGA